Messenger RNA from Daphnia pulicaria, 2155 nucleotides. Its product is annotated as myelin expression factor 2-like. Gene Ontology annotation, molecular function: mRNA binding. NCBI's taxonomy places the organism in Eukaryota, Metazoa, Arthropoda, Branchiopoda, Diplostraca, Daphniidae. Gene Ontology annotation, cellular component: cytoplasm; nucleus. The record is from RefSeq and is a predicted model, not a curated record. Bases 120 to 2030 code for a protein of 636 amino acids. The transcript is spliced from 10 exons.
UCGCUCUGUGUGAAAGAAAAAAGCAGACGACGUCAUCACUUCGUUUCCGUUCUCAAAGAGUUUAAGUUGACUUCAAACAUUUCUUGUAACUUUUUAUUUAUUUCCUACCAUUUUCUGAAAUGGAAAAUACACAAGAAGUCAAGGAAAAUGAAAGCAAUUUCAACAGGUCGAGUGAUGUGCCGAAUACAACGGCAGGUGAUACAACCAAGGUUGAAAAUACUGAAGUUGUCACAACUGACAAACCAAAACAGUCAACACCAAUGGAAAAAUCAAAUGUAAAGAAAAAAGACCAAGAACAAGAAAAGGGUAGAAGUAAGGAUCAGCAAUCUGUAAGAGAACGUUCUAGAAGAGGAGAAAGAUCAAGAGGUGGCAGAUCUGCCUUCAAAGGAAGUGUCUACAGACCAAGAAGCCGUCCAGAAUGCCGUGUUCACAUUUCAAAUAUCCCUUAUGAGUACCGUUGGCAGGACCUCAAGGAUCUUUUUCGAAGUGAAGUUGGUGAAGUUUCAUUCGUGGAGCUGUUCGAGGAUGAGUAUGGUAAACCGCGAGGAUCUGGGAUUGUCGAAUUCGAAAAACUUGAACACGCUCGUAUUGCACUGGAAAAAAUGAACCGAUUUGAGCUUAAAGGGCGCCGUCUAAUCGUCAAAGAAGAUGUUGAUGUCGAACGAGGUGCAGAUGCUUCUGCAAGCAGUCGCCAAGAAAGUCGAAACCACUUAUCUUCGUCAUACUCGUCGGGUCGUGAGUAUGGUGGUGAUGUUAGCUACAGUUCGGGAAGGAAAAAUGGUCCUGGAGGAGGAGGAGGCAGUAUUGGAACGUUAACAUCUCCUUCUUCGACUCGCUGGAGUAACACUUACGGUUUGAGCCCUCAGUUUCUCGAUUCUUUAGGAAUUCCGGGUCCACUCAUCGAUCGCAUUUUUGUUGCAAAUUUGGAUUACAAGGUGGACGAUGCUAAGCUUCGGGAAGUGUUUCGUUUGGCCGGAAAAGUUGUCGUCGCUGAGGUGGUGAAAGAUCGAGAUGGCAGGUCUCGUGGAUUUGGUGUUUUGCAAAUGAGCCAUCCUGUUGAGGCAGUGCAGGCAAUAUCUAUGUUCAACAACCAAAUGCUCUACGACAGACGGAUGACUGUACGGAUGGAUCGUGAUGCUGAACGUCUCGAAUCACAAUCUUCAAGGUCUCACUUACCCGAAGGGCUUCGAUCAAUCGGAAUGGGACUAGGAAGCAGAGGAGAUCCUCUACGUGAUCUUCCACGUGGCGGAUUCGUAGCUCCACAAGGACGUCCUUCAGAUUCUUACAGCAGUGGUUCUGCAAUGAAUUUCAGCAGCCAUCAUUACGAUAGAUCAGAGGCAUCUGUAGGGGAUUUCAUUCCUGCACACGAAACUGGUUUUGGUCAGUUAGGUGGAACAGCAGCUAUGGGAGGUCAAAUGGAACGAUCAGUCGCCGGAUUGCCUAGCAUGGGGUCCAAUCAAUCUAUGCAUAAUUUAUCCAUGGGCGACUAUCGGAUGAGUAACUUGGGAUCCGGUUACAACAUUGGAAUCGAAAGUGGAAGUUCUAUGUCUCUAAACGGAAUUGCUGAUCGUUCCAAUCCAGCUCCGUAUGGAUAUCAAACAGAAAAUUUUUCGGCAAAAGGUUCACUUUCAGCUUCCGUCCAUGAUUACGAACGUAGAGAGGCAUAUGGUAGUUAUAGAACUAACCAAAUGACACGUGGCAAACAAGAUUAUCCUACUUCUACUGAAUAUGACGCCGUAUCUCGAAUGUCUGCUAGGGGUCCAUCUCCCCCAACAUCAUCAUCGCUUGCCCCUACUAGUGGUUCAUCAAAACUCUCGGACACCAUUCUCGUAACAAAUUUGCCACCGAAUUGCAGUUGGCAAGAUUUGCGUGAUACUUUUUGCGAGGUUGGGGACGUACUUUUUGCCGACAUCCGUGCUAAAGGAACUGGGUUGGUGAGAUUUAGUUCCGAGCGAGAUGCUCAACGCGCCUGCUCCAUGUUAAAUCGGACGCGAAUGGAAGGAUAUACCAUUGAGGUUAAUUUUUAUUGAAAUUCCGAGGAGAGGAAUGAGAGUCCAACUCUUCAUCAGUUUUUUAAUUCAUUGCCAUUGGCAAAAACAUAACUCCCCUUUCCCUAGCAAUUGAUUUGGAUCACAAUAAAUUAACUUCGGAUUCA